AAAAAAGACAGUCGACUUUUCCCGCAAGCGGGAAGGAUUUAUGCACUCACAUCUUCAACGAUUUGUCAGACACGACGUCGUAAUUUUCACACAGAUCGGUUCUCUCAGCUCAGCUGAGCGAGCUCAAAUUCCAUCUCAAAUGAUAUUGUGUUAGAAAUCAGACUCGCUGCGUGUUUCAGUAUCAACAUGGACAGCGCCUUACCAACCGUAGACUAUUUCCCUUCACGGAUCCCACAAGACCCUUUAAAAUCCGCUACUGACAGUCUUUCUGGCUGAUCCAUUACUUCUUGGAAAUUACGAAGCGAGGAAUAUCUGAGAGGAUGAAUGGCUUCCAAUUUCGGCAUGUGAAUGACUAGUCCUAACAGUAGCAGCGGCUGUCUGCGUGCAGGGAAUGGGAACUGUAACUUUGACGCGGACAUGGACGUUACCAGUGAUCGCCGCAAAGCCCUCGAAUCACGACUGGAGAAAUCUAACCAGCGGCCGGACACGCUACAAUAAGGGCGGCAUGGAAAAAGGAGAAGUAAUUUCCUGAUGUAAUGAAAAGGGCGCAGGGUAAAAGACGCUGUAACUAGCUACUCCAGUAAAUGCUGAAAUUCUUAUCGUAGUUUCCAAAUUAUUCAUCUACUGAAGGUUUUGGUAUGAAAACGUGUUUCGGGUAGUCUCUACUGACGCAAAAGCGCUGAUAUUUCAACCGAAGCCGACAAGGCGAGAGAACGAUGUUUCACUAUCAACGAGAGAAAAUUAAAAAGGAGGAAACACCCCCAUUGGAGCAAAUGAGAAAUCAAUCAACCGGUGGGAUCUAGGCGUAGCCGGGACGCAGCGGAGUCAACAAGUCUGCAACACCAAGUACGUCUGCGGGUUGUUAAACCUGGCGAGCUCCGCGGGUACAGGAAACACUGCGAUUGUCGGCAGGCUCGUUUUGGCGCUGAUUCAUGGAAGCUCGUAUCCGCGUUAGCAGCCCGAUUGUCACGAUAAUGAUGCAACAAAGCAAGACUAAUUUGUUGCCUUCGGUGAUCGUACGGCGUCGUAAAAUAGCUUCUAAUAUUCCGCGGUAAUCUCUCGUCUGCAAGACAUCACAGGACCGCUUGUCUCCACUUAUCCCCAGGCUUCUCAGACGGCAAUUAUUUCCUCCUGCUCCAAACGAUCACCACAAAGUUCGUGAAUAUCACCAUAACGUAAGGCUCGAGCCUCAUCCAGUGCCAAAACAAUUACCCGGCAGCCCCAAGGUUACUUGGUACAUGGGUUUGCGUUCAAGAAAAUGCACGACACGGUACUCAUGUAAAUCCAACGGUGCUAAAAUUGGCCAGUCUCCACGCUCUGGCGUAGAGGAGGAUAUUUGGUCUGGCGCUACUCCUGAUUUAGACAGGCUGUUUAUAGACCUUCCCGAGGAUCUAGGCUGCUGAUGGGUAGCCGCUACCAUAGACGGGCCUCUUUCGUCUUAACCUUGGAGUUGGUCUGUUCACCCGCGAAGGAAUACUUGUUUGAAGAUAAAGGCGGUAUGCGGGCCAAGUGAAAAUAUUGCACAACCGUGGAAGUUGCGGAUAAGGCAAACAUACGGAUGCUGCAUUCUGCGGCGCUGCUAGUCUAUUACCUUUAUGUGUUCCCGUCUGAUUUACAACGACCUGCCUGUAAAUGAAGCUAGCAGGUGGCGUCACCUCCUCUCCGAGUGGAUUGGUUGGUGUGUGAACACACCCGUGGCGGGAGGCGGCAGAGCAACAUUUUACCGCGGCGAAGGAGAACAGGCUACCCGCGCACCGGUAGAUUGACUCGCAGGAGGACAGCACCCCCCGAGGCUACAUACGUCACCAUUAAUUCACGCGACGUACGGCCGGACGGUAACAUCGCCGGGGAGGGAGCGGACCGGGGGCAGGGGUUUGGGAAGGACGCAUCGGUAACCGUCUCCGCACCUCAGCGGGCUCGGCAAGGGAUGAACCAAGGAGUGGCGAUAGUAAGGAGUUGUUUCCUGCUGUGUCUGGUGACUUGGAGCAUCCGCGGACAGCGGGGAAGCGGAGACGACACCGCGCCGGAGCAUCUGUCAUUACGGAAGCCCUACAAACCGCCGCCUGAGUGCAUGGAGGAGAUUUACGUAACCAGGACAGGCACCAUCCAAUCACCGUCCUACCCCAGACAGUAUCCACUGGACACAGAGUGUAUAUACAUCCUCACCGCACCGGAAGGGUACGUGAUUCAGGUGGACUUCCACGGCAUGUUCGACAUCGAGCGGUCCUACAACUGUAAAUACGACCACGUGGAGCUGCGGGACGGCAUGUACGGCUUCUCCGACCUGAUUGGUCGAUACUGUGGGGACAACGCGCCUGCGCCGGUCAAAACCACGGGGCGGAAUCUGUGGGUGAAGUUCUACUCAGACUGGGUGAUCGAGGGAGCCGGGUUUGAGAUGAGAUACAGGGCGGAGCCAGAUCGCACAAUCAGGAAGAAAGAGCCAGAUUGCAACUUCCGUGUAAGCGGUAUCAACGGCACGGCGUCGUCCAGCAGUCUGCGGCCGCUGAUGGACAGAUGGGCGACACCUCAGGACGGACUGGACUGUACCUGGAUCAUCUCCGUGCCUUACGGAUACAAGGUGAAUCUCCGCUUCACGGAGUGGGACCUGGGGCACUUUAACCAGUGUGACCGGAGUUACGUGGAGGUGUACGACCGGACCAGCGUGGCGGAGGAGAUGGCUGCCCGGUACUGCGGUAACCAGGCCCCGGACCUCCAGUCCCGCAGUAACGUCAUCUUCAUCCGCUACUGGAUGAGAUAUGACGAGGAACAUCUCUACACGGGGACGUUCAGGGCUCUGUUUACAGCGUAUGAGGAUCCGGAGGGCGGCAGAUGUAAACGCGGGAUGUUCAGCUGUAUCGGGCAGAUGUGCAUCAACGACUCGCUAGUGUGUAACGGUGAACAGAACUGCCACUACCCGUGGGACGAGCAGAAAUGUGAGGAGCCAUCUGGAACCCCGCCCAUCUCCGAUGAAAACCUGGUGACGUUUGGUAUCGCCUCCUCCGUGGUGGGACUGAUUCUGAUCGGCGCGAUCGUCCUGGGCUGCAGGCAGCCUCGCCGGAGACCCGCGGGAGGGAAGCCCCAGAACGUCAACCUGCCCAAGCGGGAGAUGAACCACUGCUCCAUCGGCGGCAACCCGACCAUGAACUGCGACAGGACCCAGCAGACGUUAGAGCUCGUCUCCAUGUCCAUGUUCGAGUCUCCGAUCAAGCCGGACGGUCCUAACGACCGCUACCCCCCGCGCGUGCCUUCCAUGGUGACAUUUUCCCCCGUCAGUUCUCCGGGGAGGUGUUUGGAGGACGACUACGGGUCGACCCCGCGCCUGCCGAACGCGGACGUCCAUCGCUGCUGGAGCAGGAGUAGCAGCAGGUCGCUAACCGGCGGCGGGGGCAGGUACGGCGGUAAUGUGGCCGAUGUACAAGGAGAACUACAGCACGAUAGAGAAGAGCCGCCGCCACCUAUACAUACCCAACAGGACUCCAUGGAACUGGAACUGGAGCCGUUGCCGGUGACUGUCAUCAAUGAUUACUGUAGCCAGCCGCUGCCCACUGUGGAAGAGGUAAGCGGCUCUGAGGAAGAAGCGGAGAGGAUAGACAUCCAGAUACAGGAUCCCAAAAUGGUCAGGUCUACGACGGUAUGA
Branchiostoma belcheri (Belcher's lancelet) is the source of this 3637-nucleotide messenger RNA. Its product is annotated as neuropilin and tolloid-like protein 2. Gene Ontology annotation, molecular function: protein binding. Bases 1928 to 3637 code for a protein of 569 amino acids. The transcript is spliced from 9 exons. The record is from RefSeq and is a predicted model, not a curated record. NCBI's taxonomy places the organism in Eukaryota, Metazoa, Chordata, Leptocardii, Amphioxiformes, Branchiostomatidae.